Messenger RNA from Crotalus tigris (Tiger rattlesnake), 3505 nucleotides. It is a transcript of the gene AKAP10, whose product is annotated as A-kinase anchoring protein 10. Lineage: Eukaryota; Metazoa; Chordata; Lepidosauria; Squamata; Viperidae. Gene Ontology annotation, cellular component: plasma membrane. Bases 187 to 2139 code for a protein of 650 amino acids. Gene Ontology annotation, molecular function: protein kinase A binding. The transcript has 16 exons. The record is from RefSeq and is a predicted model, not a curated record. Gene Ontology annotation, biological process: intracellular protein localization.
CGCCGCCCGGAAGAAGGAGCCUGCGCCGCGGCGGCCGCUGUUGACAACAUGGCGGCUGCCGCCUCCUGCUCCUCCUCCUCCUCCUGCUCGGUGCGGGGCGCGGGAGGCGGCGGCGGGAGGAGGAAGAGGAAGGCGAGCCAGCAGCCCUGAGGGACGGCCCAGGCAGGCCUGCCCGCCGGCGCCGCCAUGUCUUUCUUCAGGAGGAAAGUGAAAGGCAGAGAGCACCAGAAGCCAGUAGAAGCCAGAGAAAUUAAAGAGUCUGGACCGGCUCAGAUGCCUGGCAACUAUGCUGCAGCACCAGGAUAUUCCCCACAGAGAGGUACCAGGAGCCAUGCCUUGCUCGAGGCCGCCGGACCAAGCCACGUGGCUAUCAACGCCAUCUCGGCCAACAUGGAGUCCUGCAGCAGUCGCACGGCAGCCCUUAAGAAGCAGCCCAGCCACAUGGAAGCUGCACAUUUUGGAGACCUGGGCCGCUCCUGCCUGGAUUACCAAGCUCAAGAAAGCAAGUCAAGCCUGUCUAAGACGCUGGCGCAAGUCCUGCGCGACCCCGUGGCCCUCCCGUACUUUGCCCAGUACAUGGAGCUCCACCGCAUGGAACACCUGGUCCGAUUCUGGCUGGAAGCUGAGACUUUCUGCUCCGCCACCUGGUCCCGCAUCCGAGCACACAGCUUGAACACGGUGAAGCACAGCUCCCUGGCCGAGCCGGUGUCCCCUUGCCUGCAGCAGCAGGACCCUCUUGGCUUUUCCCCCCUCGGCGAGUCGCUUAACGGAGGACUGGAUGACUGUUAUCCCGCCGAGCCCUCUCCAGCAUGUUUGAGCCGGCCAACGUUGACUCUUCGGAACCAUUUGCUGCUUGGCCAAGGCGGGGACAAACCCUGUUUGGGGUUGACUCCGUCAGAAGACGAGGACUCUCCGGUUCCGGGUGACUCUCACGAUGCUUCCACGGUCUCAGCGUCCAGUAGAAAUAGUCCUUGCUUUGCACUAAGGGGCAUGUCAGGGAAACUCAUGAAAAGUAUUGAACAGGAUGCAGUGACCAUCUUUACCAAAUAUAUAUCUCCCGAUGCUGCUAAGCCGAUACCGGUUACCGAGCUGAUGAGAAACGAUAUUGUGGCCAAGAUCUGCGGGGAAGAUGGACGGGUGGACCCCAACUGCUUCGUCAUGGCACAGUCCGUGGUGUUUAGCGCCAUGGAACAAGAGCACUUUAGCGAAUUCCUGCGAAGCCAUCACUUCUGCAAAUAUCAGAUUGAGGUGCUGACGAGCGGGACCGUCUACCUAGCUGAUAUCCUCUUCUGCGAAUCGGCCCUUUUUUAUUUUUCCGAGUUCAUGGAGAAAGAAGAUGCUGUGAACAUCCUGCAGUUCUGGCUGGCAGCAGACAAUUUCCAGUCCCAGCUGGCAUCCAAAGAGGGCCAGUAUGACGGGCAGGAGGCCCAGAACGAUGCCAUGAUUCUGUAUGAUAAGUACUUCUCUCUUCAAUCCACUCAUCCUCUCGGGUUCGAUGACUCCGUACGGUUGGAAAUUGAGUCCAACAUCUGCAGGGAAGGCGGACCACUCCCCAACUGCUUCACCACUCCGCUGAGACAGGCCUGGACCACCAUGGAGAAGGUUUUCUUACCCAGCUUCCUGUCCAGCAACCUUUAUUACAAAUACUUGAACGACCUCAUCCAUUCGGUCCGGGGAGAUGAGUUUGCCAGCGGAGGUGGCGGUCUCACCCUGAACGUCCACGGUCUCGGCAAUACUUCCGAUCACUAUUCCCACACGGGUGCUGCGGACAGCGGGGCUACUUCCCAGCCCAGCCUCAAAAAGGCCAGCAUAAAAAUCCUGAAAAACUUUGAUGAAGCAAUAAUUGUCGAUGCUGCCAGCCUGGACCCCGAGUCUCUGUAUCAGCGGACCUACGCUGGGAAGAUGACGUUUGGCCGUGUGAGCAACCUGGGCCAGUUCAUUCGAGAAUCGGAGCCAGAACCGGACAUCAAGAAGUCCAAAGGGUCCAUGUUUUCACAAGCAAUGAAGAAAUGGGUGCAAGGAAAUACAGAUGAGGCCCAGGAGGAGAUGGCGUGGAGGAUAGCCAAAAUGAUCGUCAACGACGUCAUGCAACAGGCACAACCCCCGGAGGCAGCUGUCGAAAAGGUGACUAAGCUAUGAUCUUUGGGAGCUUCUGCCUAUGAAGCAAAGUGGAGCUGUUUUCUCUCCCCUUCCUCACGGCCGCCUCAUCAGCAUCCCGAACCCCUAUGCAGCGGGUACAUUUCCCCCCCCUCCCCUUUAUGGACAAGAAAAAAAGACUCUUGUCGAGUCCCCGUCGAAGGAAGAUUUCCCAGCUCCUUCUACCAAGGAUUCUCCCUCUGGACUACAGUUAGGCACGGAGAUUUGCCCCGUAGUUUUCCGAGCUGCAGUUUUUUGUUGUUGUUAUUGCAAACUUUAAAAAGAAAAAAUAAUCUGCAAUCAGAAAGGCUCGCAGCCACCUUCAGCCUGUCGGAGAGGGCUUUGCAGCGGACGAAAGAGCAGUCUUUAAAACAACCCUGGCGCUGGUUUUCGAAAGAUCCGGAAAUGAUGAAGUAUUCCAUAAAACUGGACUCCGUUCCUCGUGCGUUUGGGCCACUCGGGGGGGAAAGAGAGGAAAUUGGGAACAAGCAAUUUUUUUCGGGGUCCCGUCUGUCUCUUUGCCUUUCAAAACGCUGGACUCCACACCGCCAUCUCUCUCGCCCCCCCCUCCCCCCCCGCAGAAGAACAUUUCAUUUUAAUUUGGGAAAAUGCAAGAAAAAUAAGCAAUGAACUUUUUUUUUUUUUUGGGUGCGUUCCCGCUUCCUUUCCCUUUUGCAAAAAGUCCCCGUUAAGGUGAAACAACGGCUUCUCGCCCAGGUUAGAAGUGAAUUCGGUUUUUGCUGCAUCGUUCCAGACUCCGUUUCACCUUUCUACCUUCUCCUUUAAUGCAAUUUGUGGGGUGGGGGGGGGGUUUGAUCGCCUCUUCUUCUCUUUAUUUUAUUUUCCCUUUUCUCACAUAAAUCUGGAACUUCCUUUGAUCUCCCACGCUUGCCAGGCGCGAAACGUUUUACAAGAAUUUGGAGUACUUGAGACAAAAUCCACUCCAGUUGUGCUUGUAAGGGUUUGUUUUUUUCUCCUUCUGCUUUUUUUUAAUUCCUUUGGAGUGUUGUUGUUUUUUUUACGUUCUCACUGGCGUUUGUUUCCUGAAGACUUGUGCAAAUGAAAGAAAGAAAGAAAGGAAAAAAGGAGCCUUCAUCCAGAACUACACUUUAGGAAAGUUUUUGAUUUUGACUCCAGCCCUUUGAAAGUGGAGUAGACUCAAACGCACCCCACUUGGCGGUAUCGGCUGGAGCGACACGCCCGUCAGAAAGCAAAACAAGUUGUCUCUAGGUUUUUUUGGUACCGUGUACCACCUUAUUGUCGGAAACCCAAGUAUUCCAGUACUUAAAACCAUAUUUAAUUGUGUUUUGAUUGAAAUAUAAAUAUAUAUCUAUCUAUCUAUAUAUAAAUGAGGCACUUGUGUCCGUUU